This is a messenger RNA of Schistosoma spindalis, 1067 nucleotides long. The record is from the annotation of a GenBank genome assembly. NCBI's taxonomy places the organism in Eukaryota, Metazoa, Platyhelminthes, Trematoda, Strigeidida, Schistosomatidae.
GCGGCAUAUUCAAAAACGGACGUUACGUAUAGUUGUCGACAGAUAUCCCCUGAUUACACGACGUGAGGUAGAAAAAUCGACAUUUCCCCUAGCUAACCGGCGUGAAGAUUCUACUUAGUCAGUCAGAAACUACCUAAUGCUAUCAAGCUGGUUUGCAUACUGUUACUUCUCAGGAAUAUUCUAAUGCAUAAUGCCUUUUGCAUCAUUCAAGAAUGUCCAAAAACGACUCUCCAAAAUCCAUAAAGAACGUCCCCAACCUCAACGCAGACACCAUCUUGGAAUACUACCGAAAAAACAGGAUUUCCGUUUAAGAGCCAAGUGAGGUCGAAUUACAUAUUUCACUUUGAUGUUUCAGGGAUAAGGAAUCGAAAAGUGCUAAAAUAAAAGAGUUAAGAAGUAAAGCUUUAGAUAAAAACACAGAUGAAUUUUACUUUAAUAUGUGUAAUUCUCGUUUCGAUAUGGAAAAAGGUCAUAUUCCGUUAGAUGUGGAAAAAAGUUAUUUAGACUCUGAUAUCAAAUCAUCAUUUUAUAAAAACGUUACGCACCUACAAUAUGAAUUACAAAAAGAAAUGUCUAAGAUACAUCAACUUGAGUCGAAGACUCACUUACUACAAAGUGAAUCACAAAAUCACCGUUCGAAGAAGACUCCCAAACAUAUUGUAUUUGCGGAAACCUAUGGUGAAAUGGUUGAACUACACCACAAAUAUGCGGAGAAAUUACAAGUGGAUGAAACUAUUUUUGGUGAAGUGUCUUCCAGUGACCCCUAUGUUGAAGACAUUUAUGCUCAACGUUUUAAUGCUUACAAGGAAUUAUCUGAACAUCUAGAAAGAGCCAAACAGUUGAAAUAUCUUUUACGUCAGCACGAAGCUAAGAAAAGUCUUAUGGCAAAUUUAACCAAAAGAGCGUACAAAACUAUAUUCAAAGGAAGUAAGAUGGCGCCUCCCGUUUAUGAAUUUGAAUCUGUCCGGGAUCGAUGAACACUUGAAUUUUGUUUGGAGUUGUCUAAUUUGUACAUUUCAUUGUCUUUUAUGUAUGUCCACGAACAUCUAAAGAAUUUCAACAUUUGA